Messenger RNA from Triticum dicoccoides, 1663 nucleotides. Its product is annotated as short integuments 2, mitochondrial-like. The record is from RefSeq and is a predicted model, not a curated record. Gene Ontology annotation, biological process: mitochondrial translation. The coding region runs from base 206 to 1156 and encodes 316 amino acids. The transcript has 9 exons. Lineage: Eukaryota; Viridiplantae; Streptophyta; Magnoliopsida; Poales; Poaceae. Gene Ontology annotation, molecular function: GTPase activity; GTP binding. Gene Ontology annotation, cellular component: mitochondrion.
CCCAGGCCAAGCAAAAUUUUGCCAGGUCACAAACCAAACUGCCCCCAAAACGCUCUCUCUAGCAGUUGCCCUCUUCCCCGGUCGCCGGACGACGCCUUCCCGCCGCCGCCGCCGCUGCAGCGUCACAGCGAAAGACACGUCGUCCCUAGGAGGGGCAGCGCCGCCGACACCGACGCCGACGCGGGGUUGAGCCGCCACCGCCAGGAUGCGGGGUCUGACGCGGGCGGGAAAGCGCGCCAGUGAGAUGGCCUUCAACGCCGGCGGUGGAACCAUCAACUGGUUCCCUGGCCACAUGGCUGCCGCCUCACGCGCCAUCCGCGACCGCCUCAAGCUUGCCGACCUCGUCAUCGAGGUCCGCGACGCCCGCGAUUACUUUCUUGCAACUGAUGAAACUUAUGAUCAGAUUCCGUUAUCCUCAGCAAACGAAGACCUUCAGCCGGUGCUUGCAGCUAAGAGGCGUAUCCUUGCUCUAAACAAGAAAGAUCUAGCGAAUCCCAAUAUAAUGAAUAUGUGGGUUGAUCAUUUUCAAUCAUGUAAGCAAGAUUGCAUCUCAUUAAAUGCACAUAGCAGCAACUCUAUUAAUCAGCUGCUUGGGCUUGUGGAGUUGAAACUAAGGGAAGCAAUCUUGAAAGAGCCCACACUUCUUGUUAUGGUAGUUGGAGUCCCCAAUGUUGGAAAGUCUGCACUCAUUAAUUCCAUUCAUAGAAUUGCCAAUUCUAGAUUUCCAGUGAACGAUAAGAUCAAGCGGGCUACAGUUGGACCUCUGCCUGGAGUUACACAAGACAUUGCAGGAUAUAAGAUUGCAAGCCAGCUGAGCAUUUACGUGCUUGAUACACCAGGUGUUCUAGUGCCAAGCAUUCCAGACACGGAAACAGGUCUAAAGCUUGCUCUGACAGGAGCUGUCAAAGAUUCGGUGGUUGCAGAGGAGCGUAUAGCCAAAUAUUUAUUAUCUCUUCUUAAUAUUAGAAAAACUCCUCUACACUGGGGACGAUUGCUUCACAGAAGAGAAGAAUUUGAUGAAGAGCCAGAUGACAAUUGUGAAAAAGGGUCUAGUGGUUCACUGCGGAGGAGGCGGCAUUUUAACAAUUCUGAUGCCUUGUAUGUUCAGAUUAAACUAUCAGCGUAUUUUGGCAUAUUUUGUGGCUAUGCUAGCUAGAAGAUCCGGAAUCCACCGAUUCUCCAAAUCUUUGGAAUUACAUGGUUCCAGCUCUUAGCUGGAAAAAACAGAUCUCGUCUCACCACCCAUGUAGCUCCCCCCCCCCCCCGCGGCAGUGGCGGCGGGCUAGCAGCGAAGAAAAAGCAGUGGCACUCCCAGCGAGAAGGCGGUUAGCACCGUAGGGUGAGCAGCGAAGCAAAAAUCAGCGGCGUCGGCUCGCAGGGAAGAGAAGCAGGGUAGCGUGGAGGCGGAUCAAUUCGUGGCCGGCGCUCCUCAAUGGCGUUGCGAUUCCUGGGUGCCGCUCCUCAGCUGCAGCUGCUUGUGGCAGAUCAAUUCCUUGGCUGCUUGAAGCGUCAGCGGCCAGGCAGGAGCGGAGUAGCGGUGAACCUUGGCGGAGCAGCAACAGAACCUGGGAAAGAAGCAGCUAGCAGGAAGAGGAGCAGCAGCAGCAGCAGAGAGUGGGAGCGACUAGCAGAGAGAGGAGCGCCAGCAGCAUCGGCUAGCAGG